AAGGAAUCGACUGACUGCGCUGACAACUUCCGUUUUAACUGAAACGGUUUUUGAAUCGUCAUUCGACUCUAUUCGUUGCUCAGUACUUUAAUUGAUACAUUUUCGUUACUGAUAAGACUGGCAGCGUAAAAAUCACCCGAGAGGAGCGGCAAUGACUUCCGAGACACACAACUCGUUCAGAGGAGCGGACUUCAACCGGCGUCACUGUUCAGCGGCCGAUGCUGACCCGCAGAAGGAGAACCACGACCCCGUGUUCAGCGGCUACAGACACAGAACCAAGUCUGAGUCCAGUGAUGAUGACUUUGACCAGUAUCUUGAGGGGGCUACGCCAAAAGGAAAAGCCCCACUGCAGAAACAAUGUACUGCAAAGAAGAAUAGUUCACAUGCGGUGGAGGUGAGCUCAGACAGUGAUAAUGGCUUUGAAAAAUUUCUAGACCGUAUGAAAACACCCAAUGCCAAGCCUCAGAAGACACCAUCGGUCAAUAGCGACGUCAGCUUAAAAAACUUUAUUGUGCUUGACUUCUCAUCUGACGAUGAAUUCAUCCAGAAAAAACCUUCAAGAGGGCCAAAGAGCAGUCGGACUCCGGUCUCCCUUGCUUCUCUGAGGACACCACUCGCGCAGUGUGACUCUCCGGUCUUCCACAGUGACAGCGAUGACGAUGACAUGGGCAUCGUUGAUAAAAGCACCUGGAGGACACGUCACAAGAAGCCACAGGUGCCCACAAAGACUCCCAAGCCCUCCAACGUGCUGACUCUUGAUGAAGACGAGGGUUCUCCCCUGGUGUUUCAGUCUCCUCUGCCUCCCCCUCGCAUACCUGAUCUCAAAGUGCCCACGCAUUGGACCGCCACGCCGCUCACCGUACCCCCCACCCAUCCUGCCAGAAUCCAGUCGGCCCCUUCCAAGUUUGAUGACUCCAGCAGCUCGGAAGAAGAGUUUGCCUCCCUGCUGGAGAGGCUGAAAAGGAAGAAAGUUGUUAGCGUCAACUCACCAGCAACAAUCACAGAUAACCCGUGGAAGCCCCCUGUGGCCAUAGCGACCGUGAAGGAUCCGAGAGCAAUAGUGCCUAAGUCAGUAGAGCGCAAACCCGUUGUUUUCAAGACUCCGGGAAGGCCUACGAUACCAAAACCCACCUACAGUCAGACGGAGCCCAGACCGGGCCCUCAAAGCAGAGUGCCAACAUGUAGAACCCCGGGCUGCUUCCUGCAGUCGCUGUCAAACCCCGAGUCCAGUUACAGGCGCAACUUCAAGCAGACGAAGGAAAGCCUCACCAGCAAACUCUACGCGCUGUACAACACCAGUGUGUUUGAUAACCAGCUCCCCACUGAUAUGUCCGUGACCUGGAAUAAAAAGUUGAGGAAGACUGCUGGCUACUGCAUCUCUGGUCAGGAGAGGGCCGGAGGGAAGCGCUACACGCGCAUCGAGCUCUCGGACAAAGUCUGCGACUCCGCAGAUCGUCUGAGGGACACGCUGGUCCACGAGAUGUGCCACGCGGCCACGUGGAUGAUCAACGGCGUGAGGGACGGCCACGGAAGCUUCUGGAAGCUGUACGCCCGCAAGGCCACGCUGGUUCACCCCGAGUUACCCAUGGUCACGCGGUGCCACACCUACGAAAUCAAGUACAAGUUCCAGUACCAGUGCACCCGCUGCAAGAACACAAUCGGUCGUCACUCCAAGUCCCUGGACACCACGAGGUUCAUGUGCGCCCUGUGCACAGGCCCCCUGGUGCUGCUCACCCCGACCAACACGCGCGCCCCCGCUCCGUUUGCGGUUUUUGUCAAGGAGAACUAUGGUAGCGCACGCCAGGAGCUGGAGGGGAAAAGCCACGCAGACGUGAUGAGAAAGCUGAGUGCAGACUUUGCCACUAAAGCUAAAGUCAGUCAAAGCUGAAGAGCAACGGCCUCAUCUGGUUUUGGAGGGACUUACUUGGGUUUGCUUGCCUGAUUGCCAUUACUUGAAAUACUCUUAAACUUAAAAACUUUAUUCAAUACUGCAAAUAGUUGACAUUUCCAUUUAGUGUUUUUUGUAAAUGAUCGUUAGGAAUUCUUGAUGAAAUUGUUCAUUUGUGACUUACGUUUGAAUAAAUAAACUUUUUAAAUUGUC
Gadus morhua (Atlantic cod) is the source of this 2101-nucleotide messenger RNA. It is a transcript of the gene gcna, whose product is annotated as germ cell nuclear acidic peptidase. NCBI's taxonomy places the organism in Eukaryota, Metazoa, Chordata, Actinopteri, Gadiformes, Gadidae. The record is from RefSeq and is a predicted model, not a curated record. Gene Ontology annotation, cellular component: nucleus. Bases 152 to 1888 code for a protein of 578 amino acids. The transcript is spliced from 12 exons.